AUGAAGCAAUUACACAUAACUGAAUAUACCUUUGGCUGGAUCUGCGCCCUUCCCGAAGAAUUCCUCGCAGCUCAAUCAUUUCUCGACGAAGACCAUGGCCAACCCACGUUUCGCUUACCAAGGGACACCAAUUCAUACUGGCUAGGCGCCAUUGGAAAGCACAAUAUCGUUAUGGCUGUCCUACCAAGGGGUGAUGACGGAACUGCCUCAGCUGCUGCAGUUGCAACAAACUUACUCCGAAGCUUUCCCAACGUCAAGUAUGGUGUUAUGGUUGGAGUUGGCGGUGGUGCACCACAACUUCCUGAUCAUGACAUUCGCUUAGGCGACGUCGUGGUCAGCAGCCCAGGGAAUGGCCACAGUGGAGUCUUUCAGUACGAUUUUGGGAAAUACAUACAAGACAAGAAGUAUCAGUAUACGCGAUCAUUGAGUCAACCGCCCCAAGCUUUACUCACUGCAAUGGCGGGGCUCCAAACAUAUUAUGAGAAAAACGGUAACGGUCUGUUAGAGGCUGUGGAUGAGAUUCUCAAGAAUCAACCUGGGCUGAGGAAAAAGUAUGGUCGACCAUCGCCUGAUACGGACGUGCUCUUCAAGUCCAAUGUCGUCCAUGGUGAUGACCCUUGCGCCUCAACCUGCGGCAUGUACCCAGCAAAUACGAUUCCCCGCCCAGAGAGAGAACGAGGUAUCGACGACGAGUGCGCUAUUCACUACGGAACCAUUGCUUCUGGUAAUAGCGUAAUGAGAGACGCAGUCCUGCGCGACAGACUUGCGGUAGGCAGUAAAGCUCUAUGUUUUGAGAUGCAGGCAGCAGGAUUGAUGAAUAUCUUCCCCUGUCUUGUCGUUCGUGGCAUAUGCAAUUAUGCAGACACUCACAGUUCCAAAGAAUGGCGGGGAUAUGCUGCGAUGGUAGCCGCUGCCUACGCUAGAGAUCUCAUCCGCUAUCUCGCUCCGGAACUGGUUUCAUUGGGACAAAAUGCAAACUCUAUUUCCGAUAUCCAAGGAGCUCAUGUCGAGUCGAGCGCUGUUGUCACAGGUUCCGAGCCACGGCGACUUGGCCAAGGGGAACGAGUUACGCAGAGUUGGCUUGUAUAUAGAGAUUCUGGUGCACAGCAGAUCGAUAUAUCCCGAGAAGACAGCAAUAUACUUGCCAAUAGACGCUAG
Molecule: messenger RNA, 1158 nt
Organism: Fusarium sp. VM40
Lineage: Eukaryota; Fungi; Ascomycota; Sordariomycetes; Hypocreales; Nectriaceae
Source: the annotation of a GenBank genome assembly